This is a messenger RNA of Psilocybe cubensis, 705 nucleotides long. RefSeq lists its product as uncharacterized. The record is from RefSeq and is a predicted model, not a curated record. NCBI's taxonomy places the organism in Eukaryota, Fungi, Basidiomycota, Agaricomycetes, Agaricales, Agrocybaceae. The transcript has 5 exons. The coding region runs from base 1 to 705 and encodes 234 amino acids.
AUGGUUCAAACUGGACCAACCGUAAAUAUCUUGACUCCAAGUGAUACAAUCCCUAGCAUAGCGGAGAACUUGAAUAUUUCAUCAUUGGCCUCGUCCCCUCUGAGUAUGCCCAAUUUACCGACGGCUCUUUCGAUGACAUCGUCUCUGGGACAGAAUUUUUCCUAUACUUCAAACAUUAGCACCAACCUGCCGCCAGAAACGAUUCAAAUCACAUUCACUACUUCAAAUUCAUUACAAAGUACCACCGAGUCUUCCGGACAAGCAACGCCGUCAUCCAGCCAUUCAUCGAUAUCACGACCGUCUGCAGAAGUUGCGGGUUCCCUGUCGUCCAAAAGCUUUACCAAGGCAUGUUUUUGUAUAUUGCUAGGAAACACAACCAUUUUUGAAACAAUUUCUCUUAUCCCUGUGUCGAGCAUCGGAUUGGCUUUGGCGCCCAACCACAACGCGAGGUUUAGUGGGUAUCCAACCAUGCCUACCCAGACAUAUACCACAAUGAAUCAGCGUAGCGCAAGUAGUCCCGAGACCACGCCUUCGACCAAAGGCACUGUGUCCAAGAACGAACAACGAUUAUUCGUUGACCUUGGAAUUGCAGCAUCAAUUUUCGCAGUCAGCAUUAUAUUGCUGUCAAUAUUUCUAAGCAGGCAAAGGCACUGGCAUCGUCUCAAGAGAGGUGUUAUUAGUACCCGGGCUAUUUCACUGUACUAA